AAAUAAUGGAUUUGUGCUCGUGGAAAAAAACGUUUUAGUGAUUAGGGGUUAAGAACAUUAGAUAUCACAUGAUGACGACAGUCCAGCUCAUUUGGCUAUAUCUAUGUUUUUCCCUUGUUAUAAUAAGUCAACGAGGUGAAUGUGGCUAUGUGAAUGUAGCACAGAGCAGAUCCCCACAACAGUCGUCUAAUUACUAUCAGUUUGACGCCAACUACAACAAGAUAGAAUCUUACUAUAAUGCCUUCAAAGUAAAUGAUCUUAACACAGCUACAUGUUCCCAGACUAAUGCUGACGAUGGACCAUACUGGAGAGUUCAUUUAGAUGGAAGUCAACAGAUUAACAAUAUUGAAAUAACAACACAGUCAAAGGGUAACAAAGACAUGUAGUAAUAAAAUAUUUAGAUUUAUCUCAAAAAUUCCCUAUUUGAUGCCCAAGAGGGAACGUGUACAGGAUCUACAAUUUCGAUCUACGCUACGCUUGGCCUAUUCAACUUCACAGCUUGUUUAGAAGGGUGUCGUGGUAGAUCUGUCUGUAAAGGUUUUCGGGUUGUAAUGCAACCAGGUAGUGGUAUAAAGGAGUGUUACCUUUUCAGUUCCAUGGCAUGUGGCACAACUGCUGUACCAGACUCAAGAGGAAGAGGACACAGAUACACAUACUUUAAACAAGGUGUUAACAUACACCUAUGACACAUAGAUCUGCGAUAUGAAGAUACAAUAACAAACUUAUCUAAUAUUAAACUAUUCAAUAG
Owenia fusiformis is the source of this 748-nucleotide messenger RNA. The record is from the annotation of a GenBank genome assembly. Lineage: Eukaryota; Metazoa; Annelida; Polychaeta; Sabellida; Oweniidae.